UCUGAUCUCAGCUCGGCUUGGCUCGGUGCUUUCCACCGUGGAAUGUGUGGAGGGAAUGAUGAUGAUGAUGAUGAUGAUCCUCCACUCUUUUCCUCUGUAGAUUUCCAGUCUUCUCCUAAUGAAGUUUUAAAUCCACUGGAGCUCUUCACUCCAAACUUCUCCUUCUUCUAUAAAACCUGAGCUGAAGCUGGAGCUCCGUCACUGCGUCCGACACGCUCAUGAGCCGCUUAUACACCAAAUAAAGUGCUGAGUGUUUCCCGUGUGGGCGGGGCCAGGCAGAGGGCGGGGCUGGUCCUGGCCUGUGUGUAUAACAUGGGAGGGCGGUGAAGGUCUUCAGUCGUGGGGUUUGGACUCUGCGGUUUGGUGCAUGCUGUGUCGUGGAGGUCGAGAGAAGCUGGAGCAGGCGUGUCAGAGGGGCAAGGGGGCGCUACAACUACCCAAAGCCAUGCUCCAACUUAAACUGCCCCGCCUCUUCAAUAUCCACCAAGUCCCAAAGGUGUUUUGGGAGGACGGCAUCAUGUCCGGUUACAGACAUCCUCAAAGCUCCGCCCUGGACUGCAUCCUCAGCAGCUUUCAGAUGACCAAUGAAACAGUGAAUAUCUGGACCCACUUCCUGCCAACAUGGUACUUCCUGUGGCGCUUCUUUGUGCUCUGUUCCACGGUGGACUUCCUGUUCGAUAGCUACACAUGGCCGCUGCUGGUGUACAUGCUGCUCAUCUGCAUUUAUCCCUUCACAUCCAGCUGUGCUCACACCUUCAGCACGAUGUCACCUGAAGCCCGGCACAUCUGCUACUUCUUCGACUAUGGAGCGCUUAGCCUUUACAGCCUGGGCUGCGCGAUCGCGUACGGGUUCUACGUCAUGCCUGAAUGUUGGGUGAACAGUCGACUCCAUCACCACUUCGUCCCCAUCGCUAUUGCUAACACCAUCUUCUGCACCAGCACAUCCUGCUACUCCAGGUUUUUGGAAUUGCAUUUCCCUCACAGGAGUAAAAUCCUACGGACCGGAGCGUUCGUUAUUCCCUUCAUGUUCGACAACAUCCCGCUUUUCUACCGACUCUUGCUGGGUUUUGGUGGAGGCUGCGCUCACACAGACUCUCUGUCCAGUCACUGCUAUCACCUGCUGUUUGCUUUCCUCACCUGCUUCCUGUUCGCUUCUCACCUGCCCGAGAGACUCGCGCCGGGACGCUUCGACUACAUCGGCCACAGUCACCAGCUGUUCCACAUCUGCGCCGUAGUCGGGACACACUUUCAGAUGGAGGCGAUUCUGGCGGACAUGGCGUCACGUCGCGCCUGGCUCACCGCUCACUCGGCUGUUCCAUCCUUCCUGGGAACGCUGGGAGCUCUGGCGCUCGGAAUCCUGCUCAACCUGGGCAUCAUCGGCCUGUUUAGUGCCAGUCUGCUGCCUCCUCCCAAGUUCACGACACACCGCACACCUCAAGCUAACGGCAGCGUGAAAGACGAGUAAAACGCUUCGCCGGAAAACGUUCAGAAUCUCUAAACGUGGCACAGGGAUUAAAAAACAACCCAAAAAAUAGAGAUGCACCGAAAUUUUAUUUAAUUAUAAAUCAUGUUUUUAUUUUAUUUUAUUUAAUUAUUUAUCCUAGGUAACAAUGCCAAAAAAAAAAAGAGAGAAAAUAUUUAAUUCUAUGGAACAAUCAAAAAAUAAUAAUAAUCACGUAUCAGUUUUAUAAUAAAAACGUGUAAUAAAUGAAUCACAAUCGUUAUUUUUUAUUAUCAUCAAGUAAUUAAUUGGUUUCCAUGUUUUACAAUGAAAUUUAAUCCAUGAAAAAAUGUGAACGACUUUUUGAAAUGGCUUCAGAAAUUAAAAAAAAAAUCAAUAUGAUUUAAAACAUUGCACUGUUAAUUUUUAUAAAAUAUUUGUCACCUUGAAGCCAAAAAAAAGGCUUUUUAUUGUAAAUUUAUAUUAAAGAAUUACGAGCAA
This is a messenger RNA of Silurus meridionalis, 1942 nucleotides long. It is a transcript of the gene paqr6, whose product is annotated as progestin and adipoQ receptor family member VI. Bases 368 to 1465 code for a protein of 365 amino acids. Lineage: Eukaryota; Metazoa; Chordata; Actinopteri; Siluriformes; Siluridae. Gene Ontology annotation, molecular function: signaling receptor activity. The transcript is spliced from 8 exons. The record is from RefSeq and is a predicted model, not a curated record. Gene Ontology annotation, cellular component: membrane.